AUCCCUUCAGAAAUCGCAACCUUCAAACCAGAGCUCAAUAAUGGCGAGUGGGGAGCAAAAAUUGGGUGAAUUAGCUGAACAAACCUCCACUCUUUCUCUCCACGAAUCCCCACCGCUACUAGCCAAUCUUCCCCAAGAAAUCAUCGAAGAAGUCCUAGCAAGAUUGCCCGUGGAGUGCCUCUUGCGCUUCAGGUGCGUUUCCAAAUCGUGGCUCGCCUUGAUAACCAGCCAUUAUUUCGUGAACACCCACCUCGAUGUCUGCAAGAACAAGCACGAAUCUGGGCGGAACAGGCUUUUCCUCAUCGCCUCAUUCUCUGGGCUGGGUAAGAUCUGUUCCAUUAGCUCCAUAGUUCCUGAGAAUUCCUCUCCCACUUUAAUUGAGCUCAGUCGUUUCUCCAAAAGCCCGUGUAGAUCUCCGAGAAUUCUGGGCUCCUGUAAUGGAUUGCUGUGUUUAUCCACUGUCAAUUUUAAACUGAUUCUUUGGAACCCUUCCACGAGAAAAUCCGUGGAAUUUCCGGAUUCGUUUAUUCAGACGAGUUCUGGGUGUUAUAUUAGAUAUGGGUUUGGAUAUGAUGAACGAACUAAUGAUUAUAAAGUUGUGAAAAUGUUUAGUUUUGAGAAAAAUGGCGGCAGACAUGAGAACAAAGUCAAGGUUUUUAGCUUAAGGGCUAAUUCCUGGACUAUGAUGUCUGGUUUUAGCAGUGCGUAUAUUUAUGGAAAGUGUGGUGUGUUUCUUAAUGGAGCUAUCCAUUGGGAAAUUCGCGACACUGAUGUUUCCAAUUCCAGCACUGCUUCCUGGGAGAUUGUUGCCCUAGAUUUGGGCUCCGAGAGGUAUCGAACCAUGGCGCUUCCGAGCGCUGAGAAUGGGAAAUUCUACUGGACCUUAGGGGUUUCGCGGGGAUGCCUUCUUGCCUGUUGCAUCUAUUACCCUAAGCGGACGCAUCUGUGGGUGAUGAAGGAGUAUGGAGUCGUGGGGUCUUGGACUAAAGUGGCGUCGAUCACUUUGUCUGAUGAUCAUAGGGGCUAUAUCACUGUGUUGCAUAUGACUGAGAAUUGUGAGGAGGUCUUGCUGAAGCUUGGAACCCAGCUCGCCCUUUAUAAUUCGAGGGAUGGAUCGUUUAAGCAUGUCGAGUGUGUUGCCACUCCCCGCACUAUUGAGGUUCAAUCGGCGACCUAUGAUGAGAGCCUCGCAUUGCUGGAUAUGGGCCAUGACGGCCAAAUCUAAGCAGGAAAAGAGAGAACUAAUUAAUGCACUCCGGAAAUCAAGUAUUGUACACUGCCCUAAUAGACAAAGGGAGUGAAGAUGUUCACCAGAGUUAUUGUGCUGUUCGUGAUAAAGAACUCGUAGUCCCACGCUCCUAGAUGCAGAAAACGAAGGUUCUAUCUCAGAAUCACGGUUUUAUGGCAUCAAGAAAGUGCAAGAGUAAGCGCUUCACAGCCCAACCUUACUGCAGAAAAACCAAGAUUCUGCUGACCAAGAAUCUCAAGUUUGCGGCCUCAAACAGGUCGAAAUGCUAAGCGUCUAAAUCGUCAUCCUGUCCUGGAAGUGAUAAAGAAUGUGUGUUUGCUGUUACAUGUUGGAAAUUGUAUAUGAAAUAUGUAUGUAUGUGUGUAUGUAUGUAGUGUAGUGUCAACUUCUGUUAGUAUUCUGAGUUGUGUAUAUUAGAUAUGUAGCUGGAUCAAGUUUAUGUUAUUGUCAUUCAGUGUCCAAUAAUGAGCAAUACAAUAUACUGAUCCAGCAUUCACAUUAGUGUUCAA
This is a messenger RNA of Ipomoea triloba (trilobed morning glory), 1758 nucleotides long. Its product is annotated as F-box/kelch-repeat protein At3g23880-like. The record is from RefSeq and is a predicted model, not a curated record. The transcript has 2 exons. Lineage: Eukaryota; Viridiplantae; Streptophyta; Magnoliopsida; Solanales; Convolvulaceae. Gene Ontology annotation, molecular function: protein binding. Bases 41 to 1225 code for a protein of 394 amino acids.